Messenger RNA from Gymnogyps californianus (California condor), 1079 nucleotides. RefSeq names its product general transcription factor IIB (gene GTF2B). The transcript is spliced from 7 exons. Gene Ontology annotation, biological process: transcription preinitiation complex assembly; transcription initiation at RNA polymerase II promoter. Bases 32 to 982 code for a protein of 316 amino acids. NCBI's taxonomy places the organism in Eukaryota, Metazoa, Chordata, Aves, Accipitriformes, Cathartidae. The record is from RefSeq and is a predicted model, not a curated record. Gene Ontology annotation, molecular function: RNA polymerase II general transcription initiation factor activity; TBP-class protein binding. Gene Ontology annotation, cellular component: nucleus; transcription preinitiation complex.
UCACACAGGCGUCGCGGCGGGAGGCAGCAAGAUGGCGUCGACGAGCCGUUUGGAUGUACUUCCAAGAGUGACUUGCCCAAAUCAUCCAGAUUCCAUUUUAGUAGAGGAUUACAGAGCUGGUGAUAUGAUUUGUUCUGAGUGUGGGCUAGUAGUAGGUGACCGGGUCAUAGAUGUAGGGUCAGAGUGGAGAACUUUCAGCAAUGACAAAGCAACAAAAGAUCCAUCUCGAGUCGGGGAUACCCAGAAUCCUUUGUUGAGCGAUGGCGACUUGAGUACAAUGAUUGGCAAGGGCACAGGUGCAGCGAGUUUUGAUGAAUUUGGGAAUUCAAAGUACCAAAAUCGCAGAACUAUGAGCAGCUCUGAUCGUGCAAUGAUGAAUGCUUUUAAAGAAAUUACGAACAUGGCAGACAGAAUCAACCUCCCUAGAAAUAUAGUUGAUCGAACAAAUAAUUUAUUCAAGCAAGUGUAUGAGCAAAAGAGCCUGAAGGGAAGGAGUAAUGAUGCUAUUGCUUCUGCUUGUCUCUACAUAGCCUGUAGGCAAGAGGGUGUUCCAAGAACAUUUAAAGAAAUAUGUGCAGUGUCCAGGAUUUCAAAGAAGGAAAUAGGCCGGUGUUUUAAACUUAUUUUGAAAGCUCUCGAAACCAGUGUUGAUCUGAUUACAACUGGAGACUUCAUGUCAAGAUUCUGUUCCAAUCUGGGUCUUCCCAAACAAGUACAAAUGGCAGCAACGCAUAUUGCCCGUAAAGCUGUGGAAUUAGAUUUGGUUCCUGGGAGAAGCCCUAUCUCUGUAGCAGCUGCAGCUAUUUACAUGGCAUCACAAGCUUCUGCAGAGAAAAGGACACAAAAAGAAAUUGGUGAUAUUGCUGGUGUGGCUGAUGUUACGAUUAGACAGUCGUACAGGCUGAUCUAUCCUCGAGCUCCAGAUCUCUUCCCAGCAGACUUCAAGUUUGAUACUCCAGUAGACAAACUACCACAGCUGUGAAAUUGCAGAGGGUUCCUUUUAAUUUCUAUUAAAAAAACUCCCCAACAACAACAAACGUUUGAUUUUUGCCUAUAAUAAAGGAUGUACAAAGUGUUAA